Molecule: messenger RNA, 1150 nt
Organism: Cyprinodon variegatus (sheepshead minnow)
Lineage: Eukaryota; Metazoa; Chordata; Actinopteri; Cyprinodontiformes; Cyprinodontidae
Gene: tpmt
Product: thiopurine S-methyltransferase
Exons: 9
Coding region: 78-860 (260 amino acids)
Molecular function (GO): thiopurine S-methyltransferase activity
Source: RefSeq, a predicted model, not a curated record
GACUCCUUCUGACUCAUACUGACUCCUUCGGACCCCCGCAGCUGGUUUCUGUUAGAAAGGUGAGCUUCCGGUCCAACAUGUUGGUCUCAGGUGCGAUCUGGUUGCUGCUGAGUCACGUGGCCGCGCACAGCCUUGCCCAGAGGAACUUCAGCAGCAUGUUGGAGCAGCAGGCAAAUCGCACCAUGGAGCUGUCAGAGUGGGAGCAGCGCUGGCAGGAGAAUAGGACUGGCUUCCAUCAGCUGGAGGUCCACAAGAUGCUGCAGAACAACUACGAUAAGGUGGUGAACGGUCGGAGCGGCGUCCGCUUCUUCUUCCCUCUGUGUGGCAAAGCUGUGGACAUGAAGUGGUUGGCGGAUCUGGGUCACUCUGUGGUUGGCGUGGAGAUUUCUGAGAUGGCCAUCAGACAGUUCUUCCAGGAGAACAACCUGACCUACAGCGAGGAAAGUGUUCCCUCCAUCCCUGGGGCCAAACUCUUCCAGAACACGGAGAAGAGCAUCUCCCUGUAUCAGUGCGACCUGUUCAGCUUCUCCAGCUCUGUGGCAGGUCAGUUUGGAGCCAUCUGGGACCGAGGAUCUCUGGUGGCCAUCAACCCAAAGGACCGGGACAGGUAUGCGGCUCUGAUCCUCUCUCUGAUGGCUGCGGACUGCAGAUACCUGCUGGACACCUUCCUGUACAAUCCAGACUUGUAUGAAGGUCCUCCGUUCUUCGUUCCAGAUGAACAGGUCCUCAGUUUGUUCGGGAGCAGCUGCACCGUGGAGCUGCUGCAGUCUGAGGACGCCCUGAACGACAAAUGGAGGAACUGGGGUCUGGACUCCAUGAUCGAGAACGUUCACCUCAUCACCCUCAAGGCUCCAAAAUAAGUGCUGCAGUAUGAAAUAAAAGGCUUUUAACCGGGUUCCUUAGAGCAUCUGGAUUAUUAGUAGAUUAACCCGCAGAUUAAGAGCCAGCAGUUUCAGAACUGGGCUCCGGUUCAAUAAGCAGGUUUAACAAAGUCUGAUUUUAAUCUUCCGCUCUGAAUUAAUCUAGCCUCAGGUUGGAAACUCUGAGUUUUCAGUUUCAUAAAAGUUGCUGUGAAUUAGUUCAGUCAACUCUAAGGUAGUAGGUCCACUUAGAGGCCUUGUUACCAUGACAACAGGCAACAGGAAGUGCC